GUUUGAGGCGCGUGGUUUGUGUCUAGUGACACGACCACAAUCUCUAGGUCGUACAGUCUUCAGAGUGGUACAUUGUCUGUAGCUGGGGUGUGAACAGUGCAAAACAAUAUGCUGGACUCUAAGACGAAUAACUUUAGUGCUCUCGGGUUUCCCUACCCAAUUUAUGUGGUUGAUGUCUUGGAUAAAAAUUCAUUGGUUGUUGCUGGUGGUGGUGGCGCAGUAAAAACUGGUGUUCCGAACAGAAUUGACAUUGUCAACCUCUAUCGAAAUGAAAAAAAUGAUCCAACUCCUGUUGACUGCCAGCGUUCUGGAGGUUUGGAUACAGGCACAGAAGCUGUUAUGAGUCUUACUGUCAUCACUCCUGGAGAUGGUGGUUACAUCGCGAGUUUGGAAGGCCAGAAGUGCGUAGAAUACAUAGCCCAUUCAAAAGUUAAUCUCGUUGACUCACCCUUAAAUUCAUCAAGUGUUGAGACCAAUGUGUCUUCUACUGACAAGACAGAUGAAAUAAGUUUGCGUAGAAGAAAAGGGGAAUCUGAGAAAACGGAUGAAUUAAAUAAAGCAGCGAUUUCUCCGGAAAAAAAUCCAGUGGAAAGUAGUCUUAGUGAAUCAAUACCUUUAGAGUGGGAAUUAACUAAGAUUCGUGAAUACACACUUAUGCAACAGGCUGCGUGUUCGGCUGAUGAUUCUGGCUCUGAGUCACCCUCAGGUUCUGUUCCGGCAAGUCUAUCAGGAACACCAACAUGUGUAGCACAUGGUGGUCCUGCUGGUACGUGGUUAGCUGUUGGCUCUGAUAAUGGCUCUGUAUUUCUAAUUAAUCGUUAUUCUCAUCAACAAGGAUGCCUUACCAAUGAACAACAGCUAGAUGAUCUCUCCUCCCAGUCAUUGAUCUUGUAUCCAGAUGUUAGUAGUGGCCUCUCCACUGGUGUUUGCAGUAUGGCUUUCUCUCAUCCACAUAUCAGUAGUUCUAGUGAUUCUACAACUUAUCCGCUACUAGCUACAAUAUGCGACAGACCUGAUUGGAGUACAUUGCGUGUAUGGCGUACUGAUGGUCGAUUUUCAAAAUCUUUUCUACCUUUGAGUGAUAUAACAUCAAUGCGUUCAUCAUCAGUAAAAGGUCAUCAACAAAUUAAAUCAAAAAUAUCAGUUUCUAAGCAAACUCUUGCAGAUGGUCGGGGUGUUCGAUUGAAAACAUUUCUUAAAAGUGUAGAUACUGAUGCCUAUGACAAUUCAUUUAAACUUCAAGAUCAAAUUUUAUUCAGUCAUUCAGUAGAAAAGUAUCCAUUCGCUAUUGCUUCUUGUAGUUCUUUAUCAUGUAACAGUACACCUCCACCCUCUCCAACUCCUGUUUCAACUGCAUCAGCAUCGGGUAAAGUUGUUGACCGUUCAAAUUAUCGUUUCAGGCAUUGUCAAUUUAUGAAGUAUUCUAUCACACCUCAAGUUCCAACCGGUCACACCUUGUCUGCUACGAAUUCUAAGGAUGAAAAGAGUAAUAACGUUGAGUCUAUGUUAGUUACUACCCUUCAGCCUUUAUGCGCAAAUCGGCGAAGUUUUAGUCGUUUAAUUGUUUGGUCAGUUCCCCAUGCUUCUUCGUUGGGUUCUGAAACAACAGGUACUGGAAGAAUCCAUCAACCGGUUCAGCUUAAUGCCUUUGCAGAGAUUACUCUUCCUCAAGGACAUCUACCUGCUUGUUUGGCUGUUCAUCCUAGUCGGUCACGCGGUCUGAUUGCCGUGGGCACUAUGGAAGGACGUGUUGAUGUUUACUUGUCUUCUUCUUCUUCCUUCUCACACUAUUUUCCUCACGUCACUCUUGGACAAGUAGCCCAUCGUUCCCUAUUCGAAUUCCACUUGUAGGCCUGUCUGUCGUGUGAUGUCACUCAGCGCGCUUGUCCAAUCCAUAUUCAUUUCCUUCGGCGUAUUUGUUUGGAUGCUUGUCUGCCAGAGUUCCCCAUUGUUAUUCAUUCCUGGCCGACCAUCUGAUUUUCACUAUGGAGCAAAGUAAAGUGUUGAUGGGUCUAAAGUCUGUUGGAGAUAUUUUCUGUGAAGAGCAGGCGAAAGGUCGAUUACAAUAUGGAAGCACACACAGUCGAUGUUGAAGAUCUAGAUCUUGUUUCUGAUACUGAGUGAAAGAGAUGUCAACCCUGAUUUCAGCUUGUCACCGUGCAAUCAUCGUUUGGUCAAUGUAUACUCCUUAAAGAAUGCUCAUCCAAUAUUUGUCACUGCACUAACCUUCUUACGACAAGAUUCAUCAUUGUCUACACAGAAAUUUCAAAAGACCAACUCAAAAACUCAUCUGAAAUCGGAUUCCUUCGAUUUAGUCAGUGUUAGCGUAGAUCGAUUGGUUAAAUGGCAUCGUGGGCCAACUUAUUCAAUUGUUGGUAAAUUAUCACGAGGACUUAUUGAUAUGCAUAAUAACGACAACAAUAAUUGGUUUAGGCAUAUUAUUAGUGCAAAAGUUGGCAUCUCUAUAAUUUACUUUCUCAGCAUAUUAAUGUUACCAAUUCUUUUGGUGUUGUUUGAGGCUAUCUUGUCUAAAUUUUAAAUAGUGUAUUUUAUUUUCAGAACAUACUCUAUUUGUUUGUAUACAUAUGAUAUGCAUAUCUAUGCGAAAUAUGUAUAUUUUCUGUCCCACACACAUGCAGACGCGCGCGCGCGCAUACAAUUAUCAUAACCAAAUGUCUUUCAUUAUCUAGUUAUGAGCGAUUACUUACAACAGAUGAUACCUUUAUUCUAUCAAAAUCUGACUAAUAUCUCUCUCUCUCUCCCUCUCCCUUAAUCCAAUUCAUUUGUCUAUAUACAAUUAACACUAAUUCUCUGGAUAGUUUAGGUAUGGAAUUUGUAUACAAGAUGAUUUUUAUUAUUAUUAUUAUUCGUUUUACUCUUUACCUUUUGUCGUCUCCCCUCGCCCUCCUCAUCAUUAUUAUUGUUGAUGUCGCUAAUAUUUAAAUAAUAAUAAUAUUAAUAAUAAUUUUAUUGUUUUACUCCAUGUUGUUAAUAUAUUUAUCAGCUCUAUCAGUUUACUUGAUCUCGAUUAUUGUUAUUAUAUUCCUCCCCUCUACCUCCUCCUCAUUAUUAUUAUUAUUAUUAUUGAUAUAAAUAGGUGAAUAAAAACAAGAGUGAAUAAAUUUAAUACCACAGACAUUUUUGACCUAUCUGUGAUCUCUUUUCUGAAUAAUAUCCGCAUAUUGUCACGGUUUAUUUCUCCUUCAGGAUUUACAAUAAUAAUAAUAAUAAAACUCGGUUCCUUCUUUUCUAUGUGGUUUGUUUUGGUGGUAGUGGUAUAUUGUGGAUAUUAGGAUAUACUACUCUGUGUGUGUGCAUGUGUGUAUGUAUGUUUGUAUGUAUGUCCUCACUUUAUUGUUUUGUUUUCUAAUGUAUCAACUUGUACAUUUGAAAAAAAAGACAUUUUAAAUUCUGAUUUUGUUUCCUUUCUUCCUUCCUUUCAUUUCAUUUCAUUUAUUUAUUUGUCUUCUACGAUUAUUAUUAUUAUUAUGAUGAUAUGUACACUGUUUGACUAUUCUAAUUAAAGUGAUUGUGAGAU
This is a messenger RNA of Trichobilharzia szidati, 3538 nucleotides long. The record is from the annotation of a GenBank genome assembly. Lineage: Eukaryota; Metazoa; Platyhelminthes; Trematoda; Strigeidida; Schistosomatidae.